AUGCAAUUUAUCCAAGACACUCAUCCUGAGGCCUUCCCCCAGCUACUUGAACGGCUUCCGCCUGAGCUCCUACAGUAUAUUAUUGAACUACAUUUCUUUUCCAAACCUCUUGGUUCCCAUUACGCUCUGCAUCAACUUCGACUGCUACUACACGAAACGAACCCUUAUCUACGUAUUCGACGAGAGAUUGAACAUUUCUUACGGAGCUUACGGAUCCGAGAAAUAAUACGAACCCGUUGGAACCUCUAUCUCAACUAUAACGAUGCCGUGAGCAAUCAACACGAGAUCCCUUUAUACCCCGAACGACAAAGGGAUCUGGCUACCUGGAGUUUGACUGAAUGCACGGACUGUUUCUAUUUUAUGCUUGACCGCUGGGCAAUUCGACCUUCUUACUAUAACAACCACGGCUAUAGCUUCUUUGCCCUUGCUUCCCACCUUGAGAACAAAGAGCUUUUAUGUCGCCUAGUCUCUUCUGCGGAACCCAAAGAAUUGCUCAAAUUUCUGUCAACCGGACUUGAAGAUCAUACAACAAUCUUCCAACAAACUGUGACCGACGCGAAAGUUUUUCAGAUAUGUUGGGAUCGACUUGAAUCGGCUCCAGACCUAGACCUCUCAUUAACGCUUCGGGUGAAGCAUAUCUAUACUGUUUGCAAGUACGUCACUGUCGAUUUGGCGAACAGAUUGUUGGCCCGAGGCAUCGAUAUUUCAAUGGGUCUUGCAACUGGCAACGGCAAUUUGACAGCUUGGCAUGCAGUAGCCGAGUUUCACCCAGACCCAAAGUCUAUUUUCGAGUGGCUCCAUAUACACGCUUUGUUGCCUCAGGAACUGAGACCCGCUGUACUACUCCGAGCUACCCAAUCAGACCGGGUGGAAGCUGCCAUUUGGCUUAUUGAUCAUAGCAAUGACUCCAUCGAAUAUCGCCCGGCUGCAAUAGAGGCUGCCAAGCGCCAAACAGAUGAAAGUGCAACCAUACUUGAUGGUAUUGUACAACGCACAUCCCUUGCCCAGUCUAGGGAUAGGUCUCUGUUUCCGCUCCAGGAUCUCGUGGUAGAAAUUGUGUCGGGUGCAUGUACGAAAAGCAGAGAUCUUUUCAUGAAGAAAGAAGUUCUGUGUGAGAGACAAGCCAGGUUCGCAGAACAACACGCCGAGGUAUACAAAAGCGAGCUUACCAUUUUGGAAAAGCGCGCUAUUUUGAAGAUUCAAAAAUCUCUUGUUUGCAACAGCGACUGGUUUUUGGAUAUGGCGCUGGUUCUUGCAGCACGUGAAGCAAAUUUGCACAACCUGGCCGGACUUUUGGAUCAUUUGAUGGAUAAGGAAUAG
Molecule: messenger RNA, 1320 nt
Organism: Penicillium alfredii
Lineage: Eukaryota; Fungi; Ascomycota; Eurotiomycetes; Eurotiales; Aspergillaceae
Exons: 1
Coding region: 1-1320 (439 amino acids)
Source: RefSeq, a predicted model, not a curated record